Messenger RNA from Colletotrichum aenigma, 1113 nucleotides. RefSeq lists its product as uncharacterized. The transcript has a single exon. The record is from RefSeq and is a predicted model, not a curated record. Bases 1 to 1113 code for a protein of 370 amino acids. NCBI's taxonomy places the organism in Eukaryota, Fungi, Ascomycota, Sordariomycetes, Glomerellales, Glomerellaceae.
AUGGACUUGCGGCCGGACGUUUCCCAUGCUGACGAGGCUAGAGAGAGCGACACGAAUGGUGGCCGUCUCAUUUACGACUCUAUCAUGAGUCGCUCCUGUCGCUACUCGGUCAUGAACGAUGACACGUUGACCAUCCAAUUGGAUGAUCCAUUGUCUCCCGCCUUCUUGAACGGUGAUACGGAAACUCGUCUACAGCUUUACCAUCGCCCAAACACCCCUCGACAAUUUUCCAAAACUCAUCCUGGUGUCGAAGAGGACAUGCACAUCAAUGACGAAUACACUCCUCCCGAGAUGUACUCUGAGUUGGAAGAGUUCGAAGUAGAACUACUUCACCAGCCUUUACCUCUUGAUCUGCCAACUGUGAAGAAGAAACUUCUCAUUUGCAUGGCGGCCUUUGAAGGAAAUAUCGAUCGUUACGUCAGGCUGUCACGGCCAACGCGUGGUAUUGACCGUGAGGAGACUCUCUGCAUUGUCCGCGGAAUCUACCAUCAUACGAUGUUCGCCCGCUGGUGGGCUGGAGAAAUCACCCAGAACACGACGAGAGUCCAGGCCAUCAGGAACACUGAGACAGGCCAUAAAUCUCUUUCCAUGAUUCAAGAAGCCAUCUCAGCCCGACGGAUCAUGAUCAAUGAUCCAAAGGAGUUUGUUGAGAAUGGCUGGCCGGCUGGCGCGCCUAAGCCGUACCUUAUCUGGUGGCCACUCCGUCCAACUCGGGAUAUGAUGGAUUUAUUGGCAGAGAAAGUACCAGAGAUGACCGAGCAAAUUGCUGUGGCCGCGAUCUACUGCGACUAUCACGACGUCUAUCGACGACUGCAGCCAGAGCCCAACUGGCGCCUCUGCGCCGCCGCUCGCGACUCUCAUAACCCUUUCUACCUUCAGGACCUUCUGAAGCGGGCGACCGAACGACACAUCAACCUUGACGCUUCGAGUGAACAAGAUCCCGAUGGCAAGUGUCUAGGUCUGGACAUGGAACCAACGGAAAUUUUCAAUUACUAUGAACGACAGGAGGUCCACAACUUCAUCACAAGCAGAGAAGGGCCGUACGUUGGCUUCGGUCCAGAUUGUCGCAUGGCAGAAGUUGGUGUUUGGGAUAGCAGGGGACUUCCUGAAUAA